ACUCUGUAGGCGGGUUUCGGGCGGGCGCAGUGUCUUGUGAUAAGUGCUAGUUAUCGCGGGAACUGCAUUCAAAAAUCCCUGGCGCUUUCCGGAGACUCGCGGAAUGAAUGGGAGGGUGUUUCUUUGGUGCGGUAGGAUUAGCGAAUCUGGGCAUCCGGAGCAGCGCUCACCUGAAGCCACAGGCUGCUGCAGCUAGAGGAAAGAGUGAGGAGAGAGUAGGCUAAAAAUAGGAAAAGAACAUGGAGGCAGAUAUAAUUGCAGAUCUUCGAAGCAAGCUUAAAGAGGUUGAAAAAGAGCGAUUAACAGCUGCACAGUAUGGUUUACAACUGCUAGAGAGCCAGAACGAGCUGCAGAAUCAAUUGGAUAAAUAUCGUAAUGAAAUGAUGACUAUGACUGAGAAUUAUGAACAAGAAAAAUAUACUCUUCAGAGAGAGGUUGAACUCAAGAGUCGAAUGUUAGAAAGUUUGAACUGUGAAUGUGAAGCUAUUAAACAACAACAGAAAGUGCAGCUGGAGCAAUUAGAAGAGCAGUUGAAUAGAAGCCAUGGACAAGAAAUGAAUGAACUAAAAAAUAAGUUAGAAAAACUGAAAGUGGAGUUAGAUGAAGCUAGGCUUAGUGAAAAGCAAUUGAAGCGCAAAGUAGAUCACCAGAAGGAACUCCUGGCACAUAAGUCAGAGGAAAUACGGAUAAUGUCUGAGCGUGUACAUGAAAGCAUGUCUUCGGAGAUGCUGGCUCUUCAGAUCGAGCUGACUGAAAUGGAAAGUAUGAAGACCACCCUCAAAGAAGAAGUUAAUGAACUACAGUACAGACAAGAACAACUUGAAAGUCUUAGCAAUAACUUAAUGCACCAGGUAGACCGGCUUAAAGGAGAGAAAGAAGAGCGGGAGAAAGAAGCAGUUUCUUACUAUAAUGCCUUAGAGAAAGCUCGUGUAGAAAAUCAAGAUCUUCAGGUCCAGCUGAAUCAGGCACUCCAGCAAGCCUUGGAUCCCAAUAGCAAAGGCAACUCUUUGUUUGCAGAGGUGGAAGAUCGAAGGGCAGCAAUGGAACGCCAGCUUAUAAGUAUGAAGGUCAAGUAUCAGUCACUAAAGAAGCAGAAUGCAUUUAAUAGAGAACAGAUGCAAAGAAUGAAGCUGCAGAUUUCCACAUUGCUACAGAUGAAAGGAUCUCAGACUGAAUCUGAGCAGCAGGAACGGUUGUUUGCCAUGUUGGAGCAGAAGAAUGGUGAAAUAAAACAUCUUUUAGGUGAAAUUAGAAAUCUGGAGAAAUUUAAGAAUUUAUAUGAAAGUAUGGAAUCUAAGCCUUCCAUGCCAGACAGUUCUGGUGUUCUAGAAGACAAAACCUUCUAUACAGAUUUACUUCAGCUAAAACUUGAUAACUUAAACAAAGAAAAUGAAAGCACCAAAGGUGAAUUGUCUAUACAGCGAAUGAAAGCAUUAUUUGAGAGCCAGCGAGCCCUGGAUAUUGAGCGAAAACUUUUUGCAAAUGAAAGAUGCCUACAGCUUUCAGAAAGUGAAAAUAUGAAACUGAGAGCUAAACUAGAUGAAUUAAAGCUGAAGUAUGAACCUGAAGAGAAAACUGAAGUGCCUGUACUUAAGAAGAGGCGUGAGGUGCUACCUAUGGAUAUAACCAUCCCUAAAGAUGUGUGUGCCAACAAUGCUGAUGGGGAAGAAGUUCCUAGAUUCCCACCUCAGAAAGAGAAGGCACAGUCCUGCCCUAAUAAUUUAGAAGAUGCCAACUUGCAGUUAGAAAAACCGAUUUCUACCAACACUCCCAUAGCCUCUUUUUCUCCUCACAAAAAUCUUCCCAUGGAUAUACAGCUGAAGAAAGAAAAGAAAUGUGUGAAGCUCAUAGAUGUUCCAGCUGACGCUGAGGCCUUAAGCGAAAGAAGUGGAAAUACGCUUCGCUCUCCCAGGUCAGUGUCCUCUUUUCCUCAAGGCAGCCGGCCGACCUCUCCACCUCUUCUCUCUCGCUGCAUGAACUAUGCUGUUUGUUUCUUCAUCUAUCUCCUUAGCGUUGCAUGCAGUGUAAUUCCCCAGUUUCAUCUGCCCACCUUCAACUUUUCCAGAACUUUAAGAAAGACUAAAAUGAUUGCAAGGGGAAAAGACUCCUGAAUAAGGGAACCAUAUUAAAAAGUUAGGCUUUUUUGUUUUAUGGAAUGGAAAUAUCAUAGUCUAAUACCUGUCUGAGUAUUUCAAUGGUUUGAAUAAAUGUACUAUUAUUUUUCUCGUGGUUCAAUAGUAGCCAUGAAAGAAUAAUUAGCUUACCUUCUUGGAGGGCUUUCCAGUAGUCUAAGAUGUUUUGCUUAGAAAAUGUAGGUGAAAUUUGUUAUGGCUUUUGAUGUUGUUUAUACUAAGCCUUCAGAAAUGGGCUUUGAUACCUAUUUUGACUUUUUUUAAUAUCAAAGCUAAUUUAUUUUCAUUUUUUUGAACUUCAGAGCCUCUAGUUUCUGCAAAAUGGAGUUAGUGACUAAAAGAGGAAGUGCCAGACAUGUGUAUCUGAAUUAUUGUUUGGAGGGCUUUGUCCUUUAAAAAAAUAAAAAUAAUAGAGGUAAGAAAGUAAGAGAAAGCGAAUGGAGGGAAGGAUAGGGAACUGGCUGAAGCUAGUGUUCUGGAUACAUAGAAGGAUCAAAGAGCAAAGAAGGAUGGGAAAAUAGACAGGGCAAGCAUUUUUUUAAAAAGAUGAAGGAUGUUUGCAUGUAAUGCAAUCAUCAGUGUAUUUAAAAUAAACCUGUUUAGCCACUUAAAAUUACAUCUAUUGAUCUGUCAAUAGUUAACUUAGACUGUCUCCUGGAAAAAACCAAAAAUGAGAUGUUUUAAGUUGCUGCUCGGGCUAUAUCAGCCUUAGAGAGAGGGGUACAGAAUCACAUUAACCAGUGUGCAUUUGAUUGAAAUAAGGCACAGACACUUUGCAUAAAAGUACUUCCUUAUGUUUUGUCAGAUUUUUCUUUUAGUCUUCAGUGCUGCUAAAUGUAGUACUCAACAAUGAGCAAACAAUAUUAGCUAUUAUUAUUAUUAGGAAGCCUAUUAUUCCUUUCCUUGAAUUUUUAUAUAAUGUUAUAACCCAUAAGUCACAUAAGGAAAAGGUUGAUAUUAUUAGGGAAAGUAACUUCAAAUGGAUGAUCUGUGACAUGCACGCAUGGUUGGUUCCACAUCGUCCUGAAAUGAACUCAGUUUAUACUUGUUUGUAUGUGAUGCACUUUUGUAAGUGUGUUUGAUGUGUGCAUAUUUCUGAAAGUGGGUUUCCAGAAUCAAUCACUGUAGCUCUUGCUAUCUCUGUUCCUUUUAUUUCUUUUUCUGUGCUUUUUAACUUGAAAAACCUGUACGUAGCUAAUUGUUUGAUUCAAAUUAAAUCACAUAUUGGAAAAUUUUUGUCUUGCUAUUUAAGCAAAAGCAAAUAAAAUACCACAAAACAGA
This is a messenger RNA of Heterocephalus glaber (naked mole-rat), 3413 nucleotides long. RefSeq names its product spindle apparatus coiled-coil protein 1 (gene Spdl1). Gene Ontology annotation, molecular function: kinetochore binding. Gene Ontology annotation, biological process: mitotic spindle assembly checkpoint signaling; establishment of mitotic spindle orientation; protein localization to kinetochore. Gene Ontology annotation, cellular component: spindle pole; outer kinetochore. NCBI's taxonomy places the organism in Eukaryota, Metazoa, Chordata, Mammalia, Rodentia, Bathyergidae. The record is from RefSeq and is a predicted model, not a curated record.